UACAACUACAUAUCACCGAACUGAACCCACAACACAACGCUCAGACUCAGCAGACAUGGCCGACCGCACUCCAGUCUCGCCAAUCCGUCCAGAAGAAUCGGCAACGACACGAGAGGAGAUCGAUUUCAACGACAACGACCAAGAAACCGGCACUGUCUCACCGCAAGGACAAGAAACUCCUUCGAGGCCGGAAAAGGUCUCCUCGCCACGUCCUCGUGUCUCGUUCAACGAGCAGACGGAGGACAUCCCACCUACGAAACCACCACGCCCUGUGAGCCCGAAUCUCCAAGCUGAGAAUACCUUGAUCGAAGCUUUCCCUACCAUCGACACCAAAGUCGUCAAGGCGGUUCUCGCUGCCAGCGGUGGCAAUGUUGAGCCGGCGUUCAACGCUCUGCUGGGCAUGUCUGAUCCCGAUUUCCAAGCCGAAGAAGCACGACCUCCUCCACAGCCUCCAAGGCCUACGCAGCGUCAGCCAGUAAGCCAGCUUGAAGCGGAUGAGCAGUACGCGAGACGACUUGCGGAGCAGUACAACUAUGACGGACAGCGUACGCAAAAUAGAUACAAUCAGCGCGAGCCUGGUCGCCGUGGACCGAAUUCGCAGCGCCACGAUGAUGAGGAGGGCAAGGAGCGGAGCUUCUUUGACGACGACCUUCCAGAGAUCGGUCGCAACAUUCAAGAGGGCUUUCUGGAGACUCAAAAGGUGGUCAACAGCUGGAUCACAAACUUCAAGAAGAAGAUUGAUGGGGAUGAGGAUGAAGACCUCUACUCUGGCUCCCAGUCAGGCUCCAGACAAAACUCGGGAAACUGGCCUCCACGACAAAACUUUGGCUCCAGCCAAAGCGAGCAACUGCAUGGGAUUAGGAGGUCAGCCGAGCGGACACGUCGUAGCACUGAAACGCAACGGUACGAUGCCGACCCACACGAGCUCGGCGCGGACGCAUUUGAACGAUUGGAGCUGAGAGACGAUGAAGCUCCACCGCCUCAGCCUCCGCGUACCAGCAGCAGGAAGUCCGCCAACCCGGACCUCUUCAAGCCGCAACCGAAACCUCCACAAAGUGGCCCUGUCGACGAGGUCGAUGCCGCGGAUCGGAAGUCCACGGGCAACAAUGCAUCGGAUACAGACAAGAGCAAGAAGUGGCAGCCGUUGACCAGUGUUACGCCGGCUCCAGAGGACGAUAACGACCCCUUCUCUCUUGGUGAUGAUGAUGAAGAAAAGGACAAGACAGAAGACUUGCGGAAGGAGGACUCGGAACGGCUGAAGACAUCAGCGAGGAACAGCAUCAGUGCUGAUACUAGCGGAUCGGCCCCGAAGCCUUUAGAGGAGACGGAGACUAGCAAUACUGGGAGAAACAAGGAGGCGGAAGAGCUUCUUACAGGGAAAAAGUCAUGA
Messenger RNA from Zymoseptoria tritici IPO323, 1390 nucleotides. RefSeq lists its product as uncharacterized. The record is from RefSeq and is a predicted model, not a curated record. Gene Ontology annotation, biological process: ubiquitin-dependent protein catabolic process. The transcript is spliced from 2 exons. NCBI's taxonomy places the organism in Eukaryota, Fungi, Ascomycota, Dothideomycetes, Mycosphaerellales, Mycosphaerellaceae. Gene Ontology annotation, molecular function: ubiquitin conjugating enzyme binding; ubiquitin binding. The coding region runs from base 56 to 1390 and encodes 444 amino acids. Gene Ontology annotation, cellular component: cytoplasm.